Molecule: messenger RNA, 872 nt
Organism: Myotis lucifugus (little brown bat)
Lineage: Eukaryota; Metazoa; Chordata; Mammalia; Chiroptera; Vespertilionidae
Gene: ZDHHC12
Product: zinc finger DHHC-type containing 12
Biological process (GO): protein targeting to membrane; peptidyl-L-cysteine S-palmitoylation
Cellular component (GO): Golgi apparatus; endoplasmic reticulum
Molecular function (GO): protein-cysteine S-palmitoyltransferase activity
Source: RefSeq, a predicted model, not a curated record
CCCCUCUCCCUCGGAGGGCCCGCCCCUCUGGGCGCUUCUUCCGGGUGGGGCCGGGGGCCGAGGUUAUGGCGCCCUGGGCGCUCCUCAGCCCGGGCGUCCUGGUGCGGACCGGGCACACGGUGCUGACCUGGGGAAUCACGCUGGUGCUCUUCCUGCACGACACCGCACUGCGACAAUGGGAAGAACAGGGGGAGCUUUUCCUGCCCCUCACCUUCCUGCUCCUCGUCCUGGGCUCCCUGCUGCUCUAUCUGGCCGUGUCACUCAUGGACCCAGGCUACGUGAACAUCCAGCCCCAGGAGGAGGCCAAGGAGGAGCAGACAGCCAUGGUUCCUCCGGCCAUCGCCCUUCGGCGCUGCAGACACUGCAUGGUGCUGCAACCCCUGCGGGCCCGGCACUGCAGCGAGUGCCGCCGCUGCGUCCGCCGCUACGACCACCACUGCCCCUGGAUGGAGAACUGUGUGGGGGAACGGAACCACCCGCUCUUCGUGGCCUACCUGGCGCUGCAGCUUGUGGUGCUUCUGUGGGGCCUGUACCUGGCAUGGUCCGGCCUCCGCUUCUUCCAGCCCUGGGGGCUGUGGCUGCGGUCCAGCGGGCUCCUGUUCGCCACCUUCCUGCUGCUCUCCCUCUUCUCCAUGGUGGCCGGCCUGCUCCUGGCCUCGCACAUCUACCUGGUGGCCAGCAACACCACCACCUGGGAGUUCCUCUCCUCGCACCGCAUCGCCUACCUCCGCCAGCGCCCCGGCAACCCCUUUGACCGGGGCCUGAUCCGCAACCUGGCCCACUUCUUCUGCGGAUGGCCCUCGGGGCCCUGGGAGACCCUCUUGGCCGAGGAGGAGGAGGAAGAGGGUGAGGGCAGCAGCCAGGCUGUUUAG